AUGCUUACUGUUGUCAUGAACACCUUGAAUCUUAUUCUAAUAGGUUAUCCAGAUAGCACUACUAUAGCUUUCAAGCCAUCGUGUGUUAAUUUGGGGCAGCUUGGACUGCAUAAUCCAGACAAGCUGGUUAUGUCAUCACAAUCCUGCAUCUGCAAACCACCAAUCAGGAACUUCCUUCGUUGCGAUGGAAGGAACAUAUGCCUCGAAGAUUACACGGCACUAGGAGUGGACGAGCUCCGGGAAAUAAAACAGAGCAAGGGUAACAAACUCCUUCAAAAGCAACACAAGUGGAUGUCCAAUGCCAGCAAUUUAUAA
Molecule: messenger RNA, 315 nt
Organism: Prunus armeniaca (apricot)
Lineage: Eukaryota; Viridiplantae; Streptophyta; Magnoliopsida; Rosales; Rosaceae
Source: the annotation of a GenBank genome assembly